Messenger RNA from Momordica charantia (bitter melon), 2514 nucleotides. Lineage: Eukaryota; Viridiplantae; Streptophyta; Magnoliopsida; Cucurbitales; Cucurbitaceae. The record is from RefSeq and is a predicted model, not a curated record.
AAAUAAUAAUAUUAAUAAUACAACUAAAAAGAGUAUAAAUUCAUUCAACGGGGAAAUUUUUGUAAAUAUAUGUAGAUUGUUUUCUAAUUCUGGUAUUUUUGUUUUGGAUUUCGUGUUUCCCUUGAAUAGUUGAGCUCUUUCUUGUAAUUUUUUGUUUGAUUUUUGGUGUUUGGAUAGCAACUCGAUCACUUCUUGUCGUAGUUCAUAGCUUGAGUUGUUUACCCCCUUUCAAUUAGCUGUAUCUGGUGUUUUCUCUGUAAUUUUUGUGUUAAAUUAUGUGUGAAUUGGACUUGUAAGCAGAGAGGGCUUUCUGGGUUCUCGAAUCUCUGUGUUCCUUCGUUUGCUGGAAAUCUGUUUUGAGGAGUUCUACUCAUAUGAGUUGUUAAUUGGGGGAACGGAGUGCUUUGGAUGGAAUAAACAAGCUCAAUUGUUUUGGAAUUUGAUUGUGUUUGCAUGUGAAGUUUUUCCAAGUAGUCUUGUAGUGAUUGGAGUCUCAGAUUUGGUGCGAAGGUUAAAUGAUCUUAAAUUUUGAGUGAUUCUUUGGUGCUUGGAUCGAUUCUGGUUCUGAUCGAGUCAGAUUCUGCAGAGCUUGGAAGGAGAUGAAUUUCAAGGAUUUUGGGAGUGACCCAUCCGCCGGAAACGGCGGAGGAGGCGGAAGACCUCCGGCGAACUAUCCAUUAGCGCGACAAUCAUCGAUCUACUCGCUGACCUUCGAUGAGUUUCAGAGUAUGGGGAGUAUAGGCAAGGAUUUCGGGUCAAUGAACAUGGAUGAGCUGUUGAAGAACAUUUGGAGCGCCGAAGAAAUGCAAACCAUGGCAUCUUCUGCUGCUGCUGCUGCUGCCAAAGAAGGGGCUGGUAGUGUUGGUGGUACUGGUGGGUAUUUGCAGCGACAGGGCUCUUUGACGUUGCCUCGGACACUCAGCCAGAAAAAGGUGGAUGAGGUAUGGAAGGACAUAAUAAAUGAACAUGCUGGGGCAAAAGAAAGCAAUACUGUUGCUUCUAAUUUGCAACAGAGGCAACAAACUCUUGGGGAGGUGACACUUGAAGAGUUUUUAUUCAGAGCUGGAGUGGUGAGAGAGGAUACUCAAGUGACGGGAAACACCAACAAUGGAGUGUUCUUUGGAAAUAACACUGGUUUUGGAAUUGGUCUUCAGCGCCAGGCUAAAAUUCCGGAGAAUAACAAUCACCUUCCGAUUCAGUCGUCAAACUUAUCGUUGAAUGUCAAUGGAGUUAGAGCACAUCAGCCGCAGCCAAUAUUUCCAAAGCAGACUACUGCUGUGACAUAUGGAUCUCAGUUGCCUUUACCCAGUGAUGGUCAGCUGGCUAGUCCAGGGAUUAGAGGUGGAAUUAUGGGGAUUUCGGAUCAAGGAUUGACCUCAAAUUUGAUGCAAGGCUCUGCUCUGCAGAGUGGAAGGAUGGGAGUGGUUAGUUUAGCAGCUGGGCCAAUACCGGUUGGAACAGGAUCGCCAGCAAACCAACUAUCAUCAGAUGGGAUUGGAAAGAGCAAUGGUGAUACCUCGUCCGUGUCUCCCGUGCCUUAUUCGCUUAAUGGUGGAUUGAGGGGGAGGAGAAGUAAUGGGACUGUGGACAAGGUUGUCGAGAGGAGGCAACGGAGAAUGAUAAAAAACAGAGAGUCAGCUGCUAGAUCGCGGGCUCGGAAGCAGGCUUACACAAUGGAAUUGGAAGCAGAAGUUGCAAAGCUAAAAGAGGAGAACCAAGAACUCCGGCAAAAACAGGAAGAAAUCAUGGAAAUGCAGAAGAACCGGGCAUUGGAACUAAUGGAUAAGCAGCAAGGAAUCAAGAAGCGUUGCUUAAGACGAACGCAGACUGGACCGUGGUGAUUCUGGAGGACGUUAUGUUAUCUGAUCUCAGGCCAAAAGAAUAAUGUCAUAGAUGGUGGUGUACAUAUGAUUUUUCUCUGUAGGUUGAGAGCUGUAGGUGUUGUGUAGACUACAUCUCGUUCCAAGUGGGAUCCCCAAGAGUUUGGUAGGCUUUUGAACAAAAGCAGAACAUGCGAGGUUCGAUACGUUUUCUGGAAAUACUACUUCAUACAGCUCCUCCAAGCUCCUGCCAUCAAUAGAGAAAUAAGUUUUUUUUGUGGCAUUUUCUGAUAUGGGCCUGCUGUUGCUGUGGUUGUGAGUAAUGCCAAUCCUGAAUGCAGGAUUCAUAUUGUUCAAUUCAUUAGCAAUGUCAAUGGCUGCAAUUGCCAUUUGAGUUUAGUAUUCUGUAGAAUGUUACAAAACAGGAGAGACUGUAGUUGCAUCACCAUGUUUUGUUUUUGACUUCUGCUUCAGUUGUAAGUUUUAGAUUUUACUGCUCUGUCCAACUCCAGAUUACCUUUACCAUGGGACCAGACUCCUCUAGGGUAGGGAAACGCUUGCCUACGCACCGAUCUGUACAAGCUUUUAUUGAUUUUUUGAUGUUGCUUAUUUUUAUCAGCUCCAAAAUAUUAGUAGGACCUACUUAUCUAUUAAAUUCAAUAGAAAUAGAUGAAUAAAAAUUUUACGUAAAGAA